CAGCUAAAUCAGUGCCAUACUACACAAGACUGAUAAUUACCCUCCUAAAUAUCAGAAACCCAGGCUUUGUUUGGAGAAAUUAAUUCAUGUGGCCCCUUCAGAAUUAAGGUACCAACAAUACGAGGUAGAAAUGCGUCUGAAUGCGGGUUAUUUACGUUUGUUUUAACGUUAAGUCAAGAGUAAAUAAUGGUAACGAUAACGAACUUUUGAAACUGGCACUGACUGUUACGUCGCUUAGUUACACUUUACGUUACUCCGUUACAGUUGAAUUUAGACAACAACGUUGCUAAAUUCAUUUUAACGAAGGUUUAGGAGUUGAAGAAACCUCGGUAAGCUGUUUCUGUGGGUGGGGGUUUGUUGUGGUGUGUGUACCAUAGUGACACGGGGGUGGGUCCUCUCGGAAGUUUUGUGGUUUUCAAGGCAACCGACCCCCGUUGCUGUGCUCUGCCUUCUGAAGCCAAUGUGUCCCUCCGCGGUAUGAGGAACUGCAUUCAAAGAGACCCCCCCCCCCCUUCCUUAAGACUGCAGACUGACUGAAAGCUCCUCCUUAGCUCUACCUCUGGAUUGUAACCACUUUUCUGACAUGACCUGUAAUCGAUGACCUUCUGCAGUCAUGGCUUUGAACGUGUUCCUCACAGAUCAACAAGAAAGGAUGAAGGACGCUACAGUGCCAGGCUAAGACCAUCUGAGGUCAGAGCUGAGGCCUAGAGGACAAUGGAGAGAAUAAAUAAUACCAAAGCAGGGGUGAUUUGCUGGACCCCUGCCCCGGCCCCCAGCUCGCCCACCAGCUCUGUGAUAUAUGAGGAGGACUGGGAUGGUGAGGAUGAAGAACAGACAGAGAAAAACGACGACUUUGAUAGCCAGAUGGACGACAAUGGCAUCAUCGGACUGUCUGAAGCACUGGAGGAUGCAGGGUUGGUGGACUCAGAUAGUCAUUCAAACUCCCGUGGACCCCUCACCCCAGAGGAGGAAGACCCUAGUGGGCAUGAGAGGGAGACGCCUGAGGAGCUGAGCAACAACCUGAGUGAACAUCUGUCCCACACCGAAUCAGAAGAGGACAAAACUCUGUCAUUAUAUGAGGACUUGAUUGAGAGCUUUGAAGCACAACAGUUGGCUGGAAAGGUCGGGCAGAGGAAAGAAGAGCCGGGGAAAGAGUGUGUCUCUGAGUGGGACAAAUACAUGGAGGAGAAAGAUGGAGAGGUAGCAGGGAAGAGGAGUGACAGGAAGAGAGAAAACGAUCAACACAGAAGAGAGCUUGGAACUACCAAUGGCUUUUCUGAAGAAGAGAUUGAGAAGACCAACUCUAAGCCAUAUUGUAGUGCUCACCUGUCAGAGAAGGAACCUGUCAGAGUCUCCACUCACCACCGCAGAAUAUCCCAGCCUGCCUCCCCUCUCACAGCGCUCUCCUUCCCCCACCUUCUCCACUUCACCCCUGAGGAAAUGGCUGCUGCUCAGGGCAUUGACACCGAAACCUUACCAGACAACAGCGCCGCUGAAAGUCUUCCAGAAUCACACCGCAGCCACCUAAGCCCUGAGUCUAGUACUCGCUGUCCUGAGAUAAAGCCCAGGGCUUCUCUUCAGCCGGCAGACAUGUUCUCUGAUGAAGGAACCUCAAAUCAUUGCAGUCGAGUUAGUAAAUUGCCCUCAAAGGGACAAGAUAAGUCUGAUAAACAACCAAGUCCCUCACCAAGGAAGUUGAGGCAGCCAUCUCCUGAAGCAACAUAUCCACAGACUCGAUCCCUCGGCACAGCCAAGUCCUUAAAGUUCAAACAGAAAACAGCGAGUCCUGACGGAGAGUCGAGGAUACCCAGACCCAGGAGUAAUGCUGCUGAAGUGGACGAGUCCAGAAAAGGGCCUCUGAGUUAUCGCAUACCAGACUUCUCCAACGUGGAGCCCAGGGUCUUUUUCCCAAAAGAUGGUUACACCCCCCCUAAGAGUACACGCUGUUUCAAGAGAGAGUCCUCGUCCCCUGGGCCCCCCUUCAUGUUCAAAUCCCCCGCUGACAUCGUGAAAGAAGUCCUGCUGAACUCCCACAAUACAUCUCCUGCCUCAUCAGACUCCUGCAAGCCAAUCAGCAGUGCCCUGAACUCCAGCGUGCCUCAGGACUUCAGAUCCCGCCUGCAGGCCUCCGACCUGCUGGACCAGCUGCAGGAGGACUACUACAGACUGCUGACUAAGCACGCCGACGCGGAGAACACCAUUGAUCGCCUGCGUCUGGAAGCCAAGGUGAACCUGUUCUCCGACCCCCCAAAGCCCGGCCACUUGGUGCAGUCCGGACCGAACCAAGGCUCCUCAAAGAUGAUGGUGCUGGACUUCCCUCGGGCUCAGAGGGCAGAGAUAAGCUCCGCCUCUCUCCAUCCAAAUGGACAACAGAGAAGUCCAUCAGCUUGUUCUUCCACAGAAAGCCCAGACCCUGAGGUGGGACAGCAGCUGGCCAGCAUUCUCUACUAUCAGGCCGACAAGUUCCUCCAGCAGGUACGAGAUCCUUUAAAACGAUCAACAGUGACGCUAGAGUUUAGAUGAUGUGAUGAAAAUAUUAACGUUUUUACUCAGAUGCAGACUUUUGAGCAUCUCCUGAAGAGCAAAAGACUCAAACCUCUGGAUCAGAAGAAGGGGGUCUCGCAGCUCGCUGAGGGGCUCGACUCUUUGGAAAGGGGAUACCUGUUAGCCAGGGAUGACUACAAACUCCUGCAGCAGCGAGGAGCAGAAAACAGCUUCUUUGACCGUGACCGGGAGCUGGAGGGGCUGGUCUUUCAGUGUGGGCUGCAUAUGGAUGAGCUGAAGGAGCUGGUGGAACGGAUGCAACGGGAGCAGCCAAUCAGUGAGGCUCCUCCCUCUCCACCUCCUCACCCCACCCCCUCAUCUGACCCCUCUGAGGGGGAAGAAACUCACACACAGAGCCCAGCUGUGCCUGUGCUGGUUGAUCCAGGAGAGGCAGCGGCGGUGGAGGUGAGCACCGGGAGUGAAGAGAAUGAUGAAGAGGAGGAAACUCUCUACCUCAAACCUCAGAACGGCAAACACAGACAUGUUCAACAAGACUUGGCACCGCUGAGGAAUCACUUCCAAAGCUUAGGGGAGCUCUCCAGACAUAUAGACCACAGCCAGAGGGAAGGAGCUCCCCUUUCUGCUGCCUUAAGGAGAGACGUGCAGCCUGGGAGAGAGGAGGAGGAGGAGGAGAGACAGUGUCAAGAAAACCUGGAAACAUCAGCAGCACAGAAAUCGGACCAUCAGGACUCUCCUCCUGUCUACACUAAGGAAGCUCAGAGCAGCAGGUCCAGCCCUCCUCCCCGCAGCGCCUUCACCACACCCCCCGCUCAUCGUCCCCGCAGCAGGAGAACGCUAGAGGUGGGAGAGUCCCCCAGCAGCAGUCUGAGCAGUCUGAGCAGUCUGAACUCCAAACUCCUGAGUGGGAUCAGAAGAGUUCUUUCUCAGGAUGGGAUUAUCUCCCCGGAGACGGACAGUGGGUUUGUGUGUUCAGAGAGCAGCCGUCUGACUCCUGCUGCAGCGGCCAGUCCUGUCCACCAGAGGGCCUCCGAGAGUGUGUCAGUGCCUCAGGAGAGGAUUCCUCAGAUGGUCCUGGUAUCAGCACCAUCUCCGGUUCCCCCACUGUUGCUAAAUCAACCGGCGAUGGAGCCCAACAGGACCAGGUCGAGCAGAAGCAGAACGGAGCAGAGGAGACGCAUCCUCUCCUGCUCCCCACAGCGCUGCGUCCCUCUGACGGGACAAACCAAAGCCGACAGUGGGACCAGUGAGUUUGGACCGGAGAGUGACAGCUCUCUCACUGUGUCUGAGCACAGAUUCACACAAUCCAUAAACUCUAGCCCGAGCUUCUCCCUCGCUAGUGCACUGGGUCACCAUGACGAUCCUCUCAGUGCACUGAGCUCCAGUCAGGCUGCGAAUCGCAAUGAUGCAAUCCAGACGCUGCAGGUGGAGGUGCGCCGAAUGAGGGAGAGCCUAGAUAGCUGUCUGAGGAAUAAGAAUCCUGUGAGAGCGGCUCCUUCUGCUCACCACAACACCUCUACUCCAAUCAGGCCAGGGGAGCGACGGGGUGAUGUCAGGGAGAGAAUAAACACACGGCCUGUAGAUGAGGACGAGGAGUUCACACUGCGGAGAACAACCAAGAAGAGAACACCUUCUUCGAACAGACCAAAAACUAACAUCUCCACAGGUUCAGAGCCCGCCUCACCUCAGCCUCUGGUGUCCAGGUGUACUCAAACAUCCACUGCAGCUCCAGACAGCCACCGCUCACACACGCAUACUGUCGGCAGCAGAACACAGCCCAGGCAGCAGCCUGGUGUGUCUGCACAAGUGUGUGAAGCAGCAGACGUUCUUGACAGCAGAGGGCGGGCUCCUCUUUGUCCUCAGUGUCUGUCACAUGGUCCCCGAGGGCGAUCUGAAGUGCCAGUUGGGGGUGACAGAGAGCAGCCUCACUCCUCUGGCUGUCGUCUCUGUCCUCUCUGUGGACGCCAUGCACCCUACAGCAGCACGGAGCCAGCCCCCCCCACACACACAACCUGCCAACCAGCCGAGUCCCCCCACAGAGUGCAGAGGAGCGGAUACUUUGCAGCUGCAGCUCCUCCUGCUCUGCUGCAGUGCCUGCCAGUGUGCCCACCCCCCCUCCUGUUGUACUCGUCAUCGCCCCUCUACGUGUCUCCUAGCAACAGCCAAGGCAGGUCCUCAGGGGUCAGGCGUCGCAGGGAGGUGAUGAGGAGGAGGCGCUCCCUGUCGGUGGACAAGCAGCGCUGCGUGGACAGCUCUCUGGAGAGGGCCAUCAGAGCAGCGCGGAGCAUGAGACACACCUCUGGACACAUGGCUCGCUCUCUGAAGUCCGGCCUGCACUACCAGAGGCUCCUCGCCCAGGCCUGCAGCCUCUAGUCUGAACUCAGAACAUCACCGUGUGCAGGACCAGCUGAAUUAAACACCUCAUUCCCUUCUUUGUAACUUGUCUUUGGAGAAAAAACUGUUACUGUAGCUUUGUUUGCGGCACUGUUAAAAAGGGUAAGUCAUGGCAACAUUUGAUUAUUUUCAAAUGGGCUACUAUGAGGUACUUGUCAUUGUUAUCAGUGGAUGAAUUGGGAGGCUGUGGCUCAGUGGAUAGUGUGGUGGACUUCAAAUCAGGAGAUAGCAAGUUCGAGUCCCACUGGGCAAGACACUUCACCCCAAAUUGCUCCUGUGGGGAUUGUCCACAGUACUGAAGUCGCUUUGGAUAAAAGCGUCUAACAAAUGACAUGUAAUUGCACACCUCCAGUUUUGAGAAUAAUUGGAGUGCGAGCACAGAAGCUAAGUCAUAUUGUGCUGUGGAUCGGGGCAGCUGCGAAACUUAUUUGACCUAAAAAUAAAGAAAUAUCAGUUAAAGUGUACCUUGCACUCAAAGGCUUUCCAAUGGGGAACUAAAGCCAUUACCAUGCAGUGAUUUCCCCUCACAGAACACAAGGGGUCCUGGUCUACUGCUGCCUUCAAUGGUUAGUUUGUGUGUGUGACUUUGGUGAAACCGAAAAAACUAUUUAUUACAUGAUUUAAUACACACAUAACGAACUGAUCUACGGAAAGUACCCCAUACAACCCCCCAUUUAAAAAUAUCCAAACUAUCCCUCUGAAUCUCAGGUGGCCAAACGUACAUUUCCUUUCCUUCAGCAAUCGUCAUAAUCCUUUUCAAAUAUGUCGUGGCAUACAGUUCAUAGAAAUGACAUACUUGGCUGUCCUGGAGCAGUUGUUACUUUGAGCUAUUUAUUAAUAAUGUGAAUCUAGUUUUUGUAAUUCUAAAAAUAAGUGUUAUUUUGAGUUUAUGUAUGAGCUUUGUUUUCCCUUUUUAAUACUGUAGCAUGCUGCGCUGUACAUGAAAUGCACUCCUAAUGCAACUGUUGUUGACGGCUAACAAGAGACCUGGACCAAGUGGUCGACAGCCCUGUAACACUGUAAUGCUGGAUCCCCCCUCAUUUGUCCACUUUUAUGUUGUCUGUAUAGAAUACACAUUUUGAACUGUGUGAAUUCAUUUUGUACAAUAGUUUCUAAGAAGCUUUAUGAGCCAGAGAAGCAGGUAUGUUUUUAUACAAAAGAGAAUAUAUAAACUAUUUUCAUGGAUUGUAUUUACUGUAUUUGGUUGAAAUAUACCAUAGAACUGUGAUUGUGAAUUUAAAUCAGAUUUUUACUCAUUUCUAAUCCUUUUUUUAUAUUUUCAGUAAACUCUUUGCAGCUAUCCCUAAGGAGCCAAAUUAAAGUUUAAAUGUAACGUUCGGUUUUACUGUUUUGCCUUUUCAAGAAUAAAAACUAGAGUCUUCAAUGUAA
This is a messenger RNA of Gymnodraco acuticeps, 6285 nucleotides long. It is a transcript of the gene akna, whose product is annotated as AT-hook transcription factor. Lineage: Eukaryota; Metazoa; Chordata; Actinopteri; Perciformes; Bathydraconidae. The record is from RefSeq and is a predicted model, not a curated record. The transcript has 23 exons. Gene Ontology annotation, cellular component: centrosome. Gene Ontology annotation, biological process: neuroblast delamination; epithelial to mesenchymal transition; neuroblast division in subventricular zone.